Messenger RNA from Mirounga angustirostris (Northern elephant seal), 5765 nucleotides. It is a transcript of the gene NIPAL3, whose product is annotated as NIPA like domain containing 3. The transcript has 13 exons. Gene Ontology annotation, cellular component: membrane. The record is from RefSeq and is a predicted model, not a curated record. NCBI's taxonomy places the organism in Eukaryota, Metazoa, Chordata, Mammalia, Carnivora, Phocidae. Gene Ontology annotation, molecular function: magnesium ion transmembrane transporter activity. Gene Ontology annotation, biological process: magnesium ion transport. Bases 410 to 1630 code for a protein of 406 amino acids.
UCUUGAGUUGGGGAAGGAAUUAAGGAGGCUGUGCCUCCGGGUUGCGCGGAGAGUCCGAGUCGUUUCUCAGAAACCUGGGAUAGGUGGGCCUUAGAGGAGACACCGCCCGCCAUGAGCUGUGGUCCUCUCAUCUGUCCAACCUGCUCUGUGGAUUGGUGAAAUAAUUCACUGAGAUAAGAGCACCGCCAGGAGAAGGAAUUGCACCCUUGUCCGUCUGCUUGGGAGAGACAGAACUUGGCACUUCUCUGCGUGGAGGUGCAGGAGAAGCUGUCAGCCAGCCAGAAGAGCUUUGAAGUCCUCCGAUGGCUGGUGGGAGGAGGUGAACACCGCCAGGGAAGAUGGUCUCCGGUUUGGGCCCCGCGUAGCAGCAGCUCCCAGGCCAGGCCCAGGGAUGUGCCUUUAGAGCACCAUGGACCAAGCCCACAGCGCAGCCCUGCAGCUGCACCAGCUGCCGCCCACCAGCAGCGCCAACCCGCUCAGCGAGCUUUCCUUCUCCUACAAGGAAAACCUGAUCGGCGCCCUUUUGGCAAUUUUUGGGCACCUUGUGGUCAGCAUUGCGCUUAACCUACAGAAGUACUGCCACAUCCGCCUGGCAGGAUCCAAGGACCCCCGGGCCUAUUUCAAGACCAAAACAUGGUGGCUGGGCCUGUUCCUGAUGCUGCUGGGUGAGCUGGGCGUGUUCGCCUCCUACGCCUUCGCUCCGCUGUCGCUGAUCGUGCCCCUUGGCGCAGUCUCCGUGAUAGCUAGCGCCAUCAUAGGAAUCAUAUUCAUCAAAGAAAAAUGGAAACCUAAAGACUUUCUGAGGCGCUACGUCUUGUCCUUCGUUGGCUGCGGUCUGGCCAUCGUGGGCACCUACUUGCUGGUGACAUUCGCACCUAACAGUCACGAGAAAAUGACGGGCGAGAACAUCACCAGGCACCUCGUGAGCUGGCCUUUCCUCUUGUACAUGCUCGUGGAGAUCAUCCUGUUCUGCUUGCUGCUGUACUUCUACAAGGAGAAGAACGCCAACAACAUCAUCGUGAUUCUUCUCCUGGUGGCAUUACUCGGCUCCAUGACGGUGGUAACUGUGAAGGCCGUGGCUGGGAUGCUCGUCUUGUCCAUACAGGGGAACCUGCAGCUCGACUACCCCAUCUUCUACGUGAUGUGCGUGUGCAUGGUGGCCACCGCUGUCUACCAGGCCGCGUUUCUAAGUCAAGCCUCACAGAUGUACGACUCCUCUUUGAUCGCCAGCGUGGGCUACAUUCUGUCCACUACCAUUGCCGUCACAGCAGGUGCAGUGUUUUACCUGGACUUCACUGGGGAGGACGCGCUGCACAUCUGCAUGUUUGCACUGGGGUGCCUCAUUGCAUUCUUGGGUGUCUUCUUAAUCACACGUAACCGGAAGAAGGCCAUUCCAUUUGAGCCCUAUAUUUCUAUGGAUGCCAUGCCAGGUAUGCAAAACAUGCAUGACAAAGGAAUGACGGUUCAGCCUGAUCUCAAAGCUUCUUUUUCCUAUGGGGCCCUGGAAAACAACGACAACGUUUCUGAGAUCUACACUCCUGCCACACUGCCAGUCAUGCAAGAGGAACACAGCUCCGGGGGUGCCUCUGGGGUUCCCUACCGAGUCCUGGAACACACCAAGAAGGAAUGAGCCCACCUUGAAGGAGACUCUCCUUCCCUCCAUUUAUAACUCUCAAGCCGAGCCGACAGUGGUUCAACCCUGAAUUCUAAAGUUUGCCUUUCAAGUCUUAUUUUUCUAAACAGAGAACUCUCUAGAAGGGGAUCUCGAAGAGCCUUUGUCUCUGGCAAAGAAUCCAUUAUCUUGGUCUCGGAGAUUUCAGAUGACCGGGGUGGGGGGGAUGGAAGCAGUAUUCUCUGGGUGGCGGGGGCGGGGGGGGUGGCUGCGGAGUUCAGACUCUGCCUGGUUCUGCCCAGCCAGCUUGGGAAAGCCGUCCUCAUCCCUGACGAUGACAACUGAGCUUCCUCCGGCAGUGACCAACAGUUGCCACAUUCCUCGGAGCUGAGGCAAGGCAGAGAUUCUGCUCUCACUUUCCACAUCCAGUGAAAGGCUAGAGACCUCUGAAUGUAGUCUUCCCUUGCCUGACCCUCCCCAUCUCACUCAUAGUUCCAGAUUUCCAGUAACAUCUGAGUUGUCAUCACAAGGCAUAGUAGGCCAGCCCCUGGGAACACCCUAUCAUUCACCUGUGGGAAAGGCACUUCUGCCUUCCAGUUGUCUGUGUCCUUCCAGUGAAAACAUGUCUGGUGUGUUUAUAUUAGAUCUCUGAAAACUAAUUUGGUUUGGUUCUGUGAACUAUGUAAUGGCUUUUCUCCCCCCCCACCCCCCACCCCCCAGGAACUGAGAAGUUAAGAGUAAGAAGGAAAUAAGGACAGGAGCAGGGGUAAUGAUACGUUAGCCCAUAAAGGAAGAAAAAUCCCUUUUCAUCUUACAAAAGGUGAUUGCACCACUUAUAAUAUAAAAGGAUAGGCAGAAAAUCGGGCUGUUUCAUGUGUGUAUUCCUGCACACCAGUGCCCUCUAGGAAGCUUAGGGGUGCUUACUGCAGAGACAGCCUCCAUCAUUCUCCCUCCGUCAAACCAAACUUGAAUUAUUGGCUCAUUUCCUUCGAGUUGACCUCGACUCUUCGGGUCGUCAUUCCCAUGUGCAUAUGUCUGGGAAAGUGGGCAUUCUUGGUAAGAGGUUGCUGCUUUGUUCAGGCUGCAUACGUGACUGUCCUCCCCCAAAACUGAUUAUAGACUUCUGAGAAUGGCAAGUAAGGGUUUGCAAACUUGAGCAUAAGGAUCCCCUAGGGAGUGUGUUUAAAAUGCAGAUUCCUACACCCCAAGCACAGAUCCUCUGUGGGAAUGACAGGGAGGAGCAAGAGUCCACAUUCUUGACUGGCAGCAAGGUCAUUCGGAUGCAGGCAAUCCAAGGAUCACACACCUUGAAAGCCUAAUAACUGGGCUGCGAAAACCUCCAGGGGCCAACACACCCCUGCUGGAAAGUUGCAAUUACCCUAACUUGUUUCCUGUCUGGGCUUCAUGUAGCAGGUCAAAUAAUUCCCAUAGGAUCCGUGGCAUUUAUCCAUCCCGUGAUUCCUGCUUAGAACUACGCUUAAUGUUCCCCUAGGCACUCUUUAUCUAAUAGGCAAGAUAACAAUGUUAAUAGACCAGUGUCGAUAGAUCAUUAACCUUUACGGAUUGUGCUUAAUACCGAUUUACUACCUUGACUUCGAAAACUGGCAUCUGUUCUUGUGAUAACCACUUCGGUAUUGUGUCUUACGUGCCUAAGAAGGCAGCAGACAAUGACCUUUUUUCUUCAGGAUACAUUCAACAAUAUUUGUGACACAUUUGCUGUGUGUUAGUAAGCAUUUGGAUGGGGGCGCCUGGGUGGCUCAGUUGGUUAAGAGUCUGCCUUCAGCGCAGUCCCAUGUCAGGCUCCCUGCUCAGGGGGGCGUCUGCUUCUCCCUCUCCUUCUGCCGCUCCCCACCCCCAACUUGUGUGCGUGCUCUCUCAAAUGAUGGGUAAAAUCUUUUUAAAAAAUAAAUAUAAUGGGCGCCUGGGUGGCUCAGUUGGUUAAGCGACUGCCUUCAGCUCAGGUCAUGAUCCUGGAGUCCCGGGAUCGAGUCCCGCAUCGGGCUCCCUGCUCGGCGGGGAGUCUGCUUCUCCCUCUGACCCUCCUCCCUCUCAUGUGCUCUGUCUCAUUCUCUCUCUCUCAGAUAAAUAAAAAAUAAAUAUAAAUAAGCUUUUGGCCGGUGAAGGCUACAAAGAACAGCAGUGGUCUCUGCCCUGCAGACCCGCAGAGGAAGACACGUACCCGGGAAACCACAGCAGGGUGGGCCAUGAGAGGUGCAUAGAGCAACCAUGGGCCACGGGAAAAGGACGGUUAGGGGAGCCCUGCUAAAGGUCAGGCCCUAACCCAGAACAGGGUAUUCAGAAUUGAAGAUGAUUUGGGGGCACCUGGCUGGCUCAGUCGGUAGGGCAUGGGACUCUUAACCUCAGGGUCAUGAGUUCAAGCCCCAUGUGUGGUGUAGAUUUUACUUAAAAUAAAAAUGUUUUUUAAUUAAAAAAUAAAAAGAAUUAGAGAUGAUCUGGGCUUCACCCAUCAAUGGGGGCAAAUCUGAUUUGAGCAAAGCAUAGAAAGUAGGGUGACCACACACACCCCCAGUCAGAGGGGCUAGCAUUUGCAAAGGCACGGAGAUAGGGAGUAGGUGUUGGCAAAGAAAGGAGAGGUAGAGAGGGUGAUGAGAAAUGAGCCUGGAAAGAUAAGCAGCGAACGCCGAAUCACCAAAUCACAGAGGCCUUGAAUGCCUGCUGGAGGAGCUCAAGGUGUGUCUUAGAGAGCGUGGGAGCCAUUGAUGAUUCCUAAGGAAGAGAAUGGCAGGAUCAACACUGAUUGGAAAGGGGGCUUUAUGCAGAGUAUAGAGAAUCUGAAGGGAUAAUAAAAGUCACUUUUCAAGGUCAGGCUGUAGGCCCACCAGAACAAAACACAAAAGGGGAAUUAAAAUCUGGUUUUGCUGCUAUUCAGAUUUUCCAAGUCAUUUUUCUAAGGUGGGCGGGGAUGAGGUAUGAGGGCAGAGUGGAUAAAUGGAAGAUGAACAAGGAAGCCGUUUCAAUGUGUCAGACCCAGGUGAUCAUUUUGGGGUUUUAUGGGCUCCCAACCUCACUCUGCACCUUCCCUUUUUUGGUCAUGCACCUUUUAGUCUCAAGCCAGGCAAGGAUGAGACGAGUGGAUAAAAGUGCAUUAUAGUUUCAGGUCAGCUGGCUGUCGUGGUUUCAGUGCCACCAGCCCCUGCCUCUGGGCCCUGGGCCGCCUCUGCCUUCAGGUUGGGGGCGAUGGCAUUGUGCUAUGAAGCUGAGCCACAGGAAGUCUGAGCAGAGAGCACUGGACAGUUUCCUGAGUAGAAGCCAGGGGUAGGCACCUGGGUACUCUGGAAGAACAGCUGAUGUGGAGCCUUGGGCUCCAGAGUUCUGAAUCUGUCUUGGGCUAUCUUCUCCCACCCUUUGUCCCCACGUGUAAAUGGACUGUUUGCUGGUGGCACUUGCUAUUAGGAUUGGGGAGGGGGGCGGCAAUCAACUUUCAUCUAUUUUUUUCUCUUGGCUCUGACAUUCCCCAAGCCCUCUUGAAUGUUCCAAGCCACAUUAAGUAGCAUGCCUCUCUGUCCUUCCUAGCAGCCAGUACCUAAAGCAAGGUCACCAAACUUGGGUUUAAACUUCCCGUUGUUCCCUGGUCUUCCUCUCCCCACUCCAGUCUGUCCCCCUCUUCUAAAGACUGGGACUCUGGGUUCUCUAAUCAGACAUUAGAACCAGUGAACCAGUUGAAAGACUGGUGCCUGUGGGCUUUGAUGAGAGCUCAGCCCCUCCCCCAGACCCCUCCCCUCGAAGCUGCAGGUCUGAUGAGGCCAUUGCAUUAAGCUUCAGGUCACAUGGGGUUGAUUUCUGGGGAGGGAAGGGAGGACCGAUGUUUCCACUGAUUUUCUGGUGGAAACCAGCCAGCUUGAUGGUACUGUGUGUAUACAAGACAUCCAUCAGGGUAGUGUUAGAGACCCUCCACCCACACUCUCGUGAAUUCCAUAUCUGGCCCAACGGUGGUUGUUAGGCAAAAAAAAUGAACUGCGUGUUUCUCUGAGAAGCUGCAUAAAUGAACUCGCCUUAGAAUAUACUCUAUGUGGAUGCUUAUAUUUUGUUAACUCCAUGACUGAUAUAGCAUGUCUUAUUUUUCAAAAAAUGUGUGUGUUAGGUGCAAAUAAUAUUAUGAAGUGGUAUUUAAUUAAAAAAAAAAUCCAUGUGA